Molecule: messenger RNA, 2722 nt
Organism: Lethenteron reissneri (Far Eastern brook lamprey)
Lineage: Eukaryota; Metazoa; Chordata; Hyperoartia; Petromyzontiformes; Petromyzontidae
Product: V-type proton ATPase subunit d 1
Biological process (GO): proton transmembrane transport
Cellular component (GO): proton-transporting V-type ATPase, V0 domain
Molecular function (GO): proton-transporting ATPase activity, rotational mechanism
Source: RefSeq, a predicted model, not a curated record
CGCUCGUCACGUGACCCGGGCCUUCGUCUUCCCCACCCCAGAGAAAAUCGGCGGCGGCGGCGGCGGCGGUGACAGCGACGAUAACAAAAAAGAUGUCGCGGUUCUCUGAGCUCUCGUUCAACGUGGACCAUGGCUACCUGGAGGGGCUUGUGCGUGGCUUCAAGUCGGGUAUCCUGCGCCAGGCCGACUACCUGAACCUCAUCCAGUGCGAGACCCUCGAGGAUCUCAAACUGCACCUGCAGAGCACGGACUACGGUCACUUCCUGGCCAAUGAGGCGUCGCCGCUCGCUGUCUCUGUCAUUGACGACAAGCUCAAGGAGAAGAUGGUCAUUGAGUUCCGCCACAUGCGCAACCAUGCCUUCGAGCCGCUCGCCACCUUCCUGGACUACAUCACGUACAGCUACAUGAUCGACAACGUGAUCCUGCUGAUCACCGGCACGCUGCACCAGCGGCCCAUCGCCGAGCUUGUGUCGAAAUGCCACCCGCUGGGCAGCUUCGAGCAAAUGGAGGCGGUGAACAUCGCGCAGACGCCCGCUGAGCUCUACAAUGCCAUCCUGGUGGACACGCCGCUCGCCCCCUUCUUCCAGGACUGCAUCUCGGAGCAGGAUCUGGAUGAGAUGAACAUUGAGAUCAUCCGGAACACGCUGUACAAGGCCUACCUGGAAUCUUUCUACAAAUUCUGCAAGAAGCUGGGGGGCACCACAGAGGAUGUGAUGUGCCCUAUCUUGGAGUUUGAGGCCGACCGCCGCGCCUUCGUCAUCACGAUCAACUCGUUUGGCACGGAGCUGUCCAAGGAGGACCGGGCGCGGCUGUUCCCACGCUGCGGACGCCUCUUUCCCGAAGGCCUCACCCUGCUGUCCCGCGCCGAGGACCUGGAGCAGGUCAAGGCUGUGGCGGACUACUACCCGGAGUACAAGCAGCUGUUUGAGGGUGCAGGGAGCGGCCCCGGGGACAAGACUCUGGAGGACCGUUUCUUCGAGCAUGAGGUGAAACUAAACUCUCUGGCGUUCAUCAAUCAGUUCCACUUUGGCGUCUUCUACGCCUACGUGAAGCUCAAGGAGCAGGAGUGCCGCAACGUCGUGUGGAUCUCCGAAUGCAUCGCCCAGCGCCACCGCGCCAAGAUCGACAACUACAUUGCCAUCUUCUGAGCGGGCGGCAUCACCCUCUUCCUCCCCUCGCUCCUCCCUCGCACCGUUGCCCUUCCCUCUCCCCAUCAUCGCUCGCAGAACUCCCUCGACCCCACCAACGCCUGCACCCCUUUAACCUCCCGCGCGUCGCCAGCAUUGUCCUCCUUUAUGGUGCAGUCUGGAACGACGCUUGUGAUGUGUAUGCCAACAGAUAAGGAGAUGUUCCCUGAGCCCUAAUAACAAUGUGCACCAUUGUGGUUGUCCGUGUUGGUGCAGAUUGUGUAGAGUUAAGUUAGAUUAUUGCCCCCGCCCCCCGCCCCAUUGUAAACCUCAUGCCCGUUCUGAUUCACGGCCUGAUUGGUGAAAAAAAAGCCACGGAAGCCGUCCGUAAAUUUCACAGCGUUUCGUCACUUUGGAAUCGAAAGAGAUCGAGAAACGGAAUUGCUAAGAUGCUUCUAAAUCUGUUGUAUUGAUGUUUUGUUUUCUGACGGCGAGCGACGGCGGUGGUUGAACGGCGCUUGAUGCUACCAGCAGCACGGGCCGUCCGUGCUUGUAUGCUGCAGGGUAGUGCUUUACUUUUGGGGUCUCUGGCAUUCGCUCAUUUCCCCGUACCCGCUUCACUGACCUUGUAGAACGUUUCACACGCUGAGUAUCGCCCCCCCCCCCCCCCCCCCCCCCCCCCGGAGCUUUUAAAAGAACAUUCCAGGCUCGCGAUGGCUGGCUCCGGCUGGGUAAGCCCUGAGAUGCACACCUCAGUGUGGUGUUCGCUAUUUUAUCGGUCGCAGCGUGAAUGUCCGGGAAACUGGCGGCGAAUGGUUAAGAAGAUCCUCUGGGCCAACGCCGAUACUUGGUGUGAGGCCCCACACGGAGAGGUGGACCCCCCCACAUGAUUGUUGUGGGCGAGACAUCGUUCUCUCCCCCGCCACGCAUAGAGAGGGGGUACCGCAAGGGGCUUUGUUUCUGGGUAAUCUGAAUUCUACUGGGCUCUGGGGCCAUGAUAUAUUUUUUUAACAAGGGCCUUUUUUAUUUUUCCACCAAAUUUUAUUCCAGUUGUGAUUUUUCGUUGGUCAACCGUGGGAUGAAUUAUCUUUUGGAAUCUCGCAGAGCAGUGCAAUCCGUUGUGGUAGAUAAUGGUCCAUGAAAAAAACAUGACAACCUACUUCAGAGAAGCCUUUUUGUGACCUAUUCCCCCCCCCCCCCCCCACAUUAGGAGUUAAUGCUUUCCUCCUAUUGAUAGUCAAACCGAUGUUUUUAAUUCUCGGAGCUGGAAUAAGUGAAAUUGGGUACAAAACCAAAUUAAAUCUGACGAGUAUUUUGUGUGUGCAGUCAUUGGUGCCGGGGUUGAGACCAUCAACUCGCGUGUUUGUGAGCCCAGUGUAAUCAUCGAAGGCCGCCUGUAUUUGAACCCAGGAGCUCAGCGGCGCUAGCUUAGCCACGUGGCCGCCUUACCCCGUGAUGUAUUUAAAUUCUUCACAUGCCCGCCUCGGUUGCGUGCCGGGAGAUGAUUAAUAUAUAUAUUUCCGUUGUCGUGUUCUGUCGAUGGAGUUGUCGUGUUGUGCGUAAUGGCUGUAUUUACAAUCAUGACUCAACAAUUA